Molecule: messenger RNA, 1251 nt
Organism: Trichechus manatus latirostris (Florida manatee)
Lineage: Eukaryota; Metazoa; Chordata; Mammalia; Sirenia; Trichechidae
Gene: VSTM5
Product: V-set and transmembrane domain containing 5
Exons: 4
Coding region: 1-603 (200 amino acids)
Source: RefSeq, a predicted model, not a curated record
AUGAGGCCUCUGCCGAGCCGGAAAAGGAAGAACCAAGGUAUCUCCCUGGGACUCUUCGCCCUCUGCCUGGCCGCAGCCCGCUGUCUGCAGAGUCAGGGCGUGUCGCUGUACAUUCCCCAGUCCACCAUCAAUGCCACAGUGAAAGAAGACAUUCUGCUCUCGGUUGAAUACUCCUGCCUCGGGGUGCCCACCAUCGAAUGGAAGUAUACCUCCAACUGGGGUGUGCAGAAGAUCGUGGAGUGGAAGCCAGGGACUCAGGCCAACAUAUCCCAAAGCCACAAGGACCGAGUCUGCACCUUUGACAAUGGCUCCAUCCAGCUCUUCAGUGUGGGUGUGCGUGAUUCCGGCUACUACAUCAUCACAGUGACAGAGCGCCUGGGGAGCAGCCAGUUUGGCACCAUCAUUCUGCAUGUCUCAGAGAUCCUCUAUGAAGACCUCCACUUUGUCGCUGUCUUCCUUGCUUUUCUCGCUGCUGUGGCCGCAGUGUUAAUCAGCCUCAUGUGGGUUUGUAAUAAGUGUGCAUAUAAGUUUCAGAGGAAGAGAAGACACAAACUCAAAGAAAGCAAAACUGAAGAGAUUGAGCUGCGAGAUGUUGAGUGUUAGGCAAGGCUGGGCCCAGUUACAUUCCUACCUCAAGAGGAAAACGUUAUUUUCCAAUGAAAGAAGCCAACACAGCCAAUCCAUCCUGUUGUCCUGCCACAGCAACCCAUUCCUGAUGGGACGGCAGGAAGUUAACAGAUUGACAGCAUGGAGUUGAAGGUUAUGGACUGAAGAAAGUCAGCUGUAGUCCUUGCACUGAGUUCAAAGAGAAGAGCACUGAGCCUUUGAGCCAGGAGCUUUGCUUGGCUGCAGCUUCCGGGCCAUGUUGGCCCAUAACCAAAGGCAUACCGCAGCCUCUGGCAGCUUGUUCACGACACUUUGCUGUGGCCCAGGGACUGGCCUGUUGGAGGAGUCCCUGUAUCAGAAGCCAGAGUAUCUCCAGGCUUGGGAGUAUGCAGCCUAUGUUCGAGCAUGCUCUCUGCGGCUUGUGCGCCUGCCUGCUCUGUGAACUGCUUUCAUCCUCCCAACCCCCACAAGCACUGCUGUGGGAGCUACUGUGAACCAACCUGAGGCUUUUAGACAAUCUGCUGCUUAAGAACUAGAGGUAGACAGAGACUGAGUGGGACACUACUGGGCUGCAGUGAGUUGCUCAGAGCAGGGCAAGGCCCCGUGGCCUGGAGCUUUGGGAAGAGGAGCUCAAUUAGUUCCUGA